This is a messenger RNA of Oncorhynchus kisutch (coho salmon), 2816 nucleotides long. RefSeq names its product NSL1 component of MIS12 kinetochore complex (gene nsl1). The coding region runs from base 56 to 793 and encodes 245 amino acids. Gene Ontology annotation, cellular component: kinetochore; MIS12/MIND type complex. Lineage: Eukaryota; Metazoa; Chordata; Actinopteri; Salmoniformes; Salmonidae. The transcript is spliced from 6 exons. Gene Ontology annotation, biological process: mitotic sister chromatid segregation. The record is from RefSeq and is a predicted model, not a curated record.
AUUUAAUUUCCGGUUCCGGUCAUUGCAGAAUCAUUUCAAACAUUUGGCGCAAAAGAUGGAGAUCUGCUUGAAUGAAGAGGAAGAAUAUAGGGUGAAGUUUACGUCGAAAAAAAAUGUGGUCGAACAAAUUAAGAAAUACAAAGAACUACUUAAGAAGUUAUUGAAUGGCCAACCUCAGCUAUCCGAGGAAGCCAAGCAACUGUUACAGGAAGAGUUGCUGGCGAACUUCGAGACUGCUGUUCAAGAAAACGUGUUGAUCAAUAAUCAGACGUGGGAGGAGGCUCCUGAUGAAGAGGAAGAUGAAUGCAGUGCACUUGACGACCUGCUGGAUGAGAACAUUGUGGGAACUUCUCGGAAACGACGUAAAGGUCCUAAAGAGAUCCUCCCCUAUGUCGUACGGUCACUAAAGGCGGAGCGUAAACUCAUGGGAAUGUAUGAAGAAGUAGUGAAGCCACAAGAAAUGGGAAAGGACCCAGUACAAGAAACCAUCAUGACCACCUUAUUGGAUGCUGCACCUCGUAUGUUUAAGCAAGCCAGCGCAGUAAUGAAGUCUCUCCAGGUAGUGCAGCAGAGGGCCGAGGGCCUGGGACAGGUGCUGAACAUGUGUCCCACAGCGGAGUCCCUGGAGGUGUUCAGGGAGGUGAUGGGCAGCAGGCCCAAUGGAGAGGAAAAGACAGCUAGUAGAACCAGACCACCCAUUAAGAGAGCCAUGGAGCAAACAGAGCUCAGAAACAACUAUGCUCCUGUUCUAAAGAGGCCAGCCAUUUGUAACAGCAAUGACAAACUUGAGUGAAAUAUAUGCCACAUAAAUGCUUCCUGAUCAUGGAACAUGUACUCUUAUUUGUGAUUGGAAGGAUGCAAUACUGUAGUACUCCCCACAGUGAUAAGGCCUAUGUUUGCAGCAGUCUGUGAUACAAUACUGCCCUCACAUGAUGGAUAAUGGGAAAUGCACCCAAUAGUAGUGUACAUUGUUUUUAUACUGUAUAUUUAAAUGGCUUUAGAAGGAAAAAUAUAUAUUUUAGCUUGGGUGUUCUUUUUUUUCCUUUGCCGUUUGUCACAGUUGAAAACGCACAGGUUGUAGGCUUAUGUAAAUAAAUGCUACUUAAACAAGCUGUAACAGCCAGGUUUAAAGGUCCAAUGCAGCUGUUUUUUUUUAUUUUUUAUCUCAAUAUCAAAUAAUUACUGGGUAACAAUGUAGUACCUUAGUGUGAUUGUAUUCAAUUAAAAUGUUAGGACUGUGGUGGUGGUCUGAGUUCCAAACCUCUCUGCCAAUUACUAUGUUAUUGGUCUAUUAACUAAUUUACUGCUCGAUGAUGUCAUCGGACAGGCCAAAACUCCAUUCCACCAAAACAAACUGCUCUCGCACUAAAAGGGCAUCAUUUUUACAGUAUUAUUCCAACCUCAUAGUGUGGAAAUAUACAGUACCUGUCAGAAGUUUGGACACCUCAUUCUACAUUGUAGAAUAAUAGUGUAGACACCAAAACUAUGAAAUAACACAUGGAAUCAUGUAGUAACCACAAAAGUGUUGAAACAAAUCUAAAUAUAUGUUAUAUUUCAGAUUCUUCAAAAGUAGCCACCCUUUGCCUUGAUGACAGCUUUGUACACUCUUGACAUUUGCUCAACCAGCUUCACCUGGAAUGCUUUUCCAACAGUCUUGGAAGUUACCACAUCGGCUGAGCACUUGUUGGCUGCUUUUCCUUCACUCUGCGGUCCAACUCAUCUCAAUUGGGUUGAGGUCGGGUGAUUUUGGAGAGCAGGUCAUCAGAUAAAGCACUCUCACUCCUUGAUCAAAUAGCCCUUACGCAGCCUGAAGGUGUGUUAGGUCAUGGUCCUGUUGAAAAACAAAUGAUAGUCCCACUAACUGCAAACCAGAUUGGGAUGGUGUAUUGCUGCAGAAUGCUGUGGUAGCCAUGCUGGUUAAGUGUGCCUUGAAUUCUAAAUAAAUCAGUGUCACCAGCAAAGCACCUCCUUGCUUCACAGUGGGCACCACACAUGCAGAGAUCAUCCGUUCACCUACUCUGCAUCUCAAAGACACGGCGGUUGGAACCAAAAAUCUUGAAUUUGGAUUCAUCAGACCAAAGGACAGAUUUCCACCGGUCUAAUGUCCACUGCUUGUGUUUCUUGGCCCAAGCAACUCUUGUUAUUGGUGUCCAUUAGUAGUGGUUUCUUUGCAGAAAUUCAACCAUGAAGGCCUGAUUUGUGCAGUCUCUGAACAGUUGAUGUUGAGAUGUAUUACUUGAACUCUGAGAAGCAUUUAUUUGGGCUGCAAUCUGAGGUGCAGUUAACUCUAAUGAAUUUAUCCUCUGCAGCAGAGGUAACUCUGGGUCUUCCUUUCCUGUGGCGGUCCUCAUGAGAGCCAAUUUCAUCAUAGUGCUUGAUGGGUUUUGCGACUGCACUUGAAGAAACUUUAAAAGUUCUUGAAAUGUUCCGUAUUGACUGACCUUCAUGUAUUAAAGUAAUUGUGGACUGUUGAUGGACCCUAUCUGGUCUAAAAUGUAAUUUAAAUGUAUGACACACGAAUAUAUUAUAUAUAACAAGCCUACAUCUAUUUGCAACAAUUCAAGUAGUAUCAUACAGGUACAGUAAACGUAUAGGAUAUUUUCCGCUUGUCCUAAAUCAGCUUUUUAGAGCGCACUUUAUUCUGUUGCUGGUUGAACACUCAAGGGCAUCUGACGCUUUUUAGCACGUGACUUAAAAUAAAUAUUGAAAAGAAGCGGCAAGUGCAGUUUGAACAAGUGAAACUGUUUGUCUCGCAUACGCCCGGUCUCACUUGUACAUACCUUGGAUCUUGCUAUCUGAAAUAAAAUCCGAGGAGG